GUUUAUUUCAGACACAUGAUGGACUCACUGAUUGGAUAGAUAUUAAUCAUUAAAGAUCUUAUAUGGAUGCGGAGGAUGGUAGCCUCUCGCGGACCGGAAGUGCACUAACAGGUACGCGCUACGAGAUUCUGGUGAGUUGCACGGGGCUUACGGACCUGGAUACCCUUACGAAGAGCGACCCAAUGUGUGUGCUAUUCUACAAACAGUUCGGACAGUGGCGCGAGGUCGGGCGGACUGAAGCCAUCAAGAAUACGCUAAACCCAAAGUUUGUUGGAUCCUUUGUUUUGGACUUCGACCCGAGUGUGCAGCAGAAUUUCAUGUUUUCUGUUUACGACAUUGAUCACAGGUCCCCGGAACUCCGUCAUCACGACUUCGUUGGCUCGGUGGAGUUGUCGUCCCUUGAUCUCGUCGAACCGAAAGUGGAUAUCUGCACUCGCUGUAAAACACUCCGUGUACCAGGUAGCGCACGAGGACACGGGCUUAUCAGCAUUACGUCUGAGCGCAUUCGUGAAUGUCGUGAUAAGGUGUCGUUCCAUGUGGGUGCACACAAACUGAACAAGAAAGGCAAGCUUAUAAGCAAAAAGCCUGACGUGUACCUUGAGAUAUCCCGCAGUAUCGACAAUGUGACGUUCCAUCCCAUCUACCGCACGGAGACCGACAAGAAGACACAACAUCCUAGAUGGCGUCCUUUUGAGAUUGGUUUACAACGUUUGUGUAAUGGAGAUUGGGAUCGACAGCUCGAGCUUGCAGUUUGGCACCACGGUGGAACUGGUGAUUAUAAAAUGCUGGGCCGACGGGUAGCAACGCUCAGAGAUCUAAACUCUAUACAAAAGGUAGGCCAUUACAAAGAACUACCUCUUGCGCCGAAGAAACAAGGAUCAAUAACAAACAGUAUUAAAAUCACAAAUAACGGGUACCUGCGCUUCUUUCAAGUAAGGGUAGAUUGUGACUACUCGUUAUUGGAUUAUGUCACAGGAGGGAUGAAACUAAACCUUAACGUCGCCAUAGACUUUACGGCAUCGAACGGGACACCUGAACAGACGAUGAGUCUUCACGACGUUUCUCAAAAUAAGAAAACACCUUACAUGGAAGUUAUAGAGGCAUUUGGAGGAGUAAUUUGCGGUUUUUGCACAGAAGUGAAAAUUGGUAUGCUGGGAUUUGGCGCCAAGAUGAAAAAGUCGUCUGUUAUAAAUCACUGUUUUCCACUUUCGAACGAUUGGAACAGAUUUUACGAAUAUGGAAUUGAGAGCGCCAUCAGCCGAUACAAGAAGGCUGUGAAGCAUAUUCGAAUGUCGGGUCCCACGCGACUGAAGCCUGUGAUUUCCUUUGCUGAGUCUAUGGCAGUACGUGAGCCCACACAGGACAACCAGGUCUACCAUGUCCUCCUUGUCAUUACGGAUGGCAUUUUGAACGACAUAGAUGACGUUCUCGAACGCCUAACCUCAAUAAGUCACUUGCCCUUAACGGUUGUGUUUGCCGGGGUCGGUCCAGCAGACUUUAAGCUCAUGGAAUGUUUCAGUCAAGAUAGCACUGGUUUUGUCGGCCUAAAGUACAGAACGACGUCACUCAACCGGAAGCAUACACAUUUCGUCUCAUUUUCACGGGAAAACGGACAAACCAUUGAUCUCGACCGACUGGCCCGUGAAACACUAGCAGUCAUUUCAUCGCAGAUCACAGAAUACAUGCGGCGGAAGGAUAUCAUACCGAACAAGCCAAGUUUAACCAGUUUACCACGGUCACACUCUAGUGUUUCGUUGAUCGAAGCAAGCCAGACCGAGGGUAGAGGACUUAGUAGAAAGUCGGCUUCUAGAACCAGCUUAAUCAGUCGGAACUCUGUGAGUAACGCCACGGAUCCCAAAUGUCCUACUUGUGGCUCGGUGCUUGACAAUGGGUCUUCGUCAGUUACUAUACAAUCAUCUGCAGAUGUUAUACUACAAGGAUAACUUUGCUGACGGAGGUAUGGAAUAAUACGCAUAUUUUAGUGUUUCUUAUACGAUUGUCGAAUGUAUACUUAUCUUUACUCCUAUUGUUAAUAAUAUAAAUUAGACUUUACUUUCUUUAUGGUGUGCUUAACAAUUACUAUUUUUGGUUUUGUAUAUAUACAUGUUAAAUACAAAAAUAAUAAAUGGCGCUCCAACAUAUACUGCAUACUAUGAUUGUGUUGUGGGAUGGCGGCCAUAUAAUAUGGAUAAACGAAUAUUGUACUUUACUGUUACAUUUUCAUACAAUAAAACAAUCCACAUCUAGUCAUUUUGUAAUAAGUAUACAAUAUAAAGUUAACGUUGUGUUUUUGCUAGUUAUUAUCUAAAAGUUAAG
Mya arenaria is the source of this 2316-nucleotide messenger RNA. RefSeq names its product copine-9-like. Gene Ontology annotation, cellular component: plasma membrane. The coding region runs from base 63 to 1943 and encodes 626 amino acids. Gene Ontology annotation, biological process: cellular response to calcium ion. The transcript has 16 exons. The record is from RefSeq and is a predicted model, not a curated record. Lineage: Eukaryota; Metazoa; Mollusca; Bivalvia; Myida; Myidae. Gene Ontology annotation, molecular function: calcium-dependent phospholipid binding.